ACGUCGACCUGUGAUCUGAUUGUCACAUGAUUGUUUUCUGCGUUUAAAAGGCAGCACAAAGAGCAAUAGUUUGAUUGAAUUUGAAGAGCUGCAAUCACAUGUUUAGUAUCAAAAUGCGUCUCAUAGUGUUAUUAAUUGUUGCCAUUAAUGUUGCUGCAUGUUUUGGACUACACAGAAUCAAGCUGCACAAAGCCAAGUCAGCGAGAAGGACAUUGGAAGAAGUUGGCACAUCCAUAGAAUCUCUCAGACUAAAAUACUUAGCCAAAGAUUACCAUUUAGGGGGACCUGUUCCAGAGCCUUUGACAAAUUAUCUUGAUGCUCAAUAUUAUGGUGAGAUUGGUAUUGGAUCUCCCGCCCAGACCUUCAAUGUUGUGUUUGACACAGGAUCUUCCAAUCUUUGGGUACCAUCCAAGAAAUGCCACAUAACAGAUAUUGCCUGUUUGUUGCACAACAAGUAUGACAGCACAAAGUCAUCUACGUACAAGGCAAAUGGAACAACCUUCGCCAUUCAAUACGGAUCUGGCUCCCUCAAAGGCUUUCUCAGCACCGACACUGUUACAAUUGGCUCUCUGAAGAUCAAAGACCAGACAUUUGCUGAGGCGACAGACCAGCCAGGUAUAACGUUUGUUGCCGCCAAGUUUGAUGGCAUUCUGGGUAUGGGAUACAGCACAAUCUCAGUGGACGGAGUAACGCCGGUGUUUGACAACGCUGUACAAGAGGGACUCGUGAGCCCAGCCAUGUUCUCAUUCUGGCUCGACAGAAACCCGGCCAGCUCAGAAGGUGGAGAGCUGAUCUUCGGAGGUAGUGACCCUAAGAAGUAUACGGGAGAUUUCUCUUACCUGAACGUCACCAGAAAGGGCUACUGGCAGUUCAAGAUGGAUGGUGUGAAGGUUUCCACAAACACAUUCUGUAAGGGUGGCUGCGAGGCUAUUGCAGACACUGGUACCUCUCUCUUGGCUGGCCCAUCCUCUGAAAUUCAAGCUCUUAACAAGAUGAUUGGAGCCACGCCCAUUGUAGGCGGAGAGUACAUUAUUGACUGUGGCAAAAUUAACACACUUCCCCCAGUUGUUUUCACUCUUGGCGGCAAGGACUUCACUCUGACAGGACAAGAAUAUGUGCUUAAGGUAAAAGCAGGAGGACAGACCAUGUGUAUAUCAGGAUUUAUCGGCCUUGAUGUCCCAGCACCUCUCGGACCUCUGUGGAUUCUCGGUGACAUCUUUAUUGGCAAAUACUACACUGAGUUCGACAAAGUGAAUAACCGUGUUGGAUUGGCUAAAGCUGUGCAGAAUUCCACCUCCAAUUCCUCUGUUGAUGCCUUUGAAAUGUACCGCUUGGAACCAGCUAGGCUUAAAACUGGGGAAGAUGUGUCUGUUACAUUUUAUUAGGAAUCUGAUAUUGAUGAUACAUAGGAACUAAAUGUGUAAUACCUGAUUGGAGAGAUAGUAGUUUAUGUUUGAUUUGCCCAUCAGAUAUUGAUGUUAAUGAACAUUGACAUUUAUACAGAUAUUACACAAAAAUAUGAAGGUUUACACAGGAAAAAGAAUCAUAAGAGCAUUAUAGAGUUCAUCUAUGUAAUACAUAACCUUACGCUAGUUAUUUAAUAAUAUGACACAUGUGACCGAGAAUGAACUUUGCACUUUGUGAUAUCAUUAUUAUGAUCUUAGAAAUUAAUCCAGUAUAUUAAGUACUUUAUUAUGCCCCCCAUCGAAGAAGAGGGGUAUAUUGCUUUGCACAGGCAUGUCGGUCGGUCGGUAGACCAAAGUUUGUCCGAGAGAUAACUCAACAAUUCCUGGACGUAUGGUCAUCAAACUUGACAUGAAGGUUGGGCCUGACCAGUAGAUGACCCCUAUUGAUUUUAGGGCUCAUCGGGUCAAAGGUCAAGGUCACAGUGACCUUUAAUGGUAAAAUAAUUUUAAUGCUUGUCCGAGUGAUAACUCAACAAUGCCUAGACCUAUGGUCAUCAAACUUGAUAUGUUGGGCCUGACCAUUAGAUGACCACUAUUGUUUUUGGGGGUCAUCGGGCCAAAGGUCAAGGUCACAGUGACCUUGAUUGGUAAAAGGAUGUCCAAGUGAUAACUCGACAAUGCCUGCACCUUUGGCCCUCAUUCUUGACUUGGAGGUUGGGCCUGACCAGUAGCUGACACCUAUUGUUUUUGGGGCUCAUCAGGUCAAAGAUCAAGGUCAUAGUGACAUUGAAUGGUAAAAGGUUGUCAGAGUGAUAACUCAACAAUGCCUGCACCCAUGGCCCUCAUAAUUGACUUGGAGGUUGGGCCUGACCAGUAGAUGACCCCUAUUGUUUUUUGGGGUCAUUGGGCCAAAGGUCAAGGUCACAGUGACCUUGAAUGGUAAAAGGUUGUCUGUGUCAUUACUCGACAAUGCCUGCACCUAUGGCCCUCAAACUUGACUUGGUUGUUGGGUCUGACCAGUAGAUGACCCCUAUUGUUUUAGGGGGUCAUCGGGCCAAAGGUCAAGGCCACAGUGACCUUGAAUAGUAAAAGGUUGUCGGAGUGAUAACUCAACAAUGCCUGCACCCACGGCCAUCAAACUUGAAUUGGAGGUUGGGCCUGAACAGUAGAUGGCCGCUAUUGAUUUUAGGGGUCAUUGGGCCAAAGGUCAAGGUAACAGUGACUUUGAUCGAUAAAAGGUUGCCCGAGUGAUAACUCAACAAUGCCUGCACCCAUGGCCCUCAAACUUGACUUGGAGGUUGGGCCUGACCAGUAGAUGACCCCUAUUGAUUUAAGGGGUCAGAGGUCAAGGUCACAGUGACCUUGAAAGCAAACUCGACAAUUCCUGGACCGAUGGUUAUCAAACUUGACAUGAAGGUUGGGCCUGACCAGUAGAUGACCCCUCUUGACUUUGGGGGUCAUCAGGUCAAGGUCACAGUAACCUUUAAUGCAAAAAAGUUACCAAAUCUUCUCCCAGUGAUAUCUCAACAAUGCCUGAAUCUAUGAUCAUCAAACUUGACAUGUAAGUUGGGCCUGACCAGGAGAUGACCCUUAUUGAUUUUAGGAGUCAUUGGGUCAAAUAUCAGGUUCACAGUGACCUUGAAUGCGAAAAUGUUUCAAGUGAUAAUUGGACAAUGCCUGCACCCAUGGCCCUCAAACUUGACUUGGAGUUGUGUCUGACCUGUAGAUGACCCCUUAUGAAUUAAGAGGUCAUUGGAUCAAAGGUCAAGGUUACAGUGACCUUGAACGAAAAAUGCUUGUCUGUGUGAUAACUUGUCAAUGCCUGCACCCAUGGCCCUCAAACUUAACAUUUAGAUUUUUGGUGACCAGCUGAUGACUACUAUGGAUUUUGAGGUCAUAGGUCAUGGUCAUAACACACUCUAUCCUCAAACUUCGAAUGGUCAUAAUCUUAAAACUGCCUCAACGGCAUACAAUGUUAGCGACAAAUCAGCUGUCAUUUCGGUCCAUGCAAAUUUCAUUCAAUUGUCCAUAUAAUCCUGACAACAUGGCGCUCAGGGGGGGGGGGGGGGGGGGGGGCAUAAUGUUUGACAAACAUCUCUUGUUAUAAUGUAUAUUGUGGAUUUUGUGGAUUUUUGUGGAUUCAAUUUGUCUUCAUUAUUAGGUAUGUGUAUUUGCCAAAAUUGUCCCAAGGAUAUAGGCAAAGUGGAAUGUUUUUAUAUCAUUAGUUUUACAUAGUUGUCCAUCUCUUUUUUUAUUUCUGUAAAAUCUUAGAUAAAUAAGAAUUUAUAUUUGAUUAUAAUUUUAUGUGUAUAUGGCAUAACUAUGUUUAAUGAACUGAGGCAGAAACAAAGGUUUGUUCACAUUUACACAACUGCAAGGUUGCUCAUAUAUUUAUACCCCCGACAAACAAAGUUUGAAGGGGGUAUUGGAGUCACCCUGUGGUCGGUCGGUUGGUCGGCCAGUCCGUUGCAAUUUACCUUGUCCGGAGCAUAACUUAAAAACUACUGGAUGGAAUUGGAUUUAACUUCAUACAAUGAUAGAGCAUAAUAAGAGGAAGUGCAGUGUACAAUAACCAUAACUCUAUUCUUGUUUAUUACUGAGUUAUUGCCCUUUGUUACUUUUUUCGUCCGGAGUAUAACUUGAAAAGUACUGGACGGAAUUCAUUGGAGCUUCAUAUAAUGGUAAAGCACAAUGAGAGGAAGUGCAGUGUUCAUGAACCAUAACUCUACUUUAGCUAAUUACUGAGUUAUUGCCCUUUAUUUAUUUUUUUAGCUGUCAAAUAUUUUUUCCAGAGAUUAACAUGCAAACUACUAGAUUGAAUUUAUUAAAACUUAAUACAAUGGUAGAGCACAAUGAAAGGAAGUGCAGUGAGCAGGAACCGCAAUUCUAUUUCAGCCAAUUACAGAGUUACUGCCCUUUGUUACUUUUUCUUGUCCGGAGCAUAACUUGAAAACUAUUGGAUGGAAUUUAUUAAAACUUAAUACAAUGGUAAAGCACAAUGAGAGGAAGUGCAGUGCACAAGAACCAUAACUCUAUUUUAGCUAAUUACAGAGUUACUGCACUUUGUUACUUUUUUCUUGUCCGGAGCAUAACUUGAAAACUAUUGGAUGGAAUUUAUUAAAACUUCAUACAGUGAUAGAUCAUAAUGAGAGGGAGUGCAGUGUACAGGAACCGCAAUUCUAUUUCAGCUAAUUACAAAGUUAUUGCCCUUUGUUACUUUUUCUUGUCCAGAGCAUAACUUGAAAACUAUUGGAUGGAAUUUAAUAAAACUUCAUACAAUGAUAGAUCAUAAUGAGAGGGAGUGUAGUGAACAUGAACCACAAUUCUAUUUCAGCUAAUUACAGAGUUACUGCCCUUUGUUAUUUUUUCUUGUCCGGAGCAUAACUAGAAAACUAUUUGAUGGAAUUAAAUAUAACUUCAUACAGUGAUAUAUCAUAAUGAGAGAAAAUGCAGUGUACAGGAACCGCAAUUCUAUUUCAGCCAAUUACACAAAGUUACUGCCCUUUGUGACUUUUUUCUUGUCCGGAGCAUAACUUGAAAACUACCGGAUAGAAUGUAAUAAAACUUUAUACAAUGUUACAGUACAAUGAGAUGGAGUUCAGUGUACAUGAAUCAUUACACUAUUUUAGCAAAUUACAGAGUUAUUGCCUUUUUCUGUGUGUUUUUUGUCAAACUUUUGUCCGGACAGUAACUUGAAAACUACUAGUUGGAAUUUCAUAAAACUUCAUACAAUGAUAAAUCAUAAUGAGAGGCGGCGUUCAGGGGUAUUAAUCACCUUUAGUGAUAGCUCUAGUUGCAUCUUUCUUUAGAAUUAAGAUGAGUGUUUUAGUAUAACCCCAUACUAAAUCGUUUUUUCUGUUUAGCUUCUACAGAUGGAAAGGUUUUAGGCUUCCAGAUCCGUGAUAUGAUCAACGAUCUUGCUGAAUAUUUUUUGUUUCCUUUAACUAUAAUUCUGACUACAAUACAAAAGUAUUUAAAACCUGCUUCAUACUUUGUAUUAGUAUUCUUGGCAUUAUCAGAAAAUGAUGCAUUCUGUGUGAUUCCCAUGACCAACCACUUAAAUACAAGUUUUAACUGAACUCAUUUUGCUGUGGAAAUCUAUCUAACAAUUGAGAAUGGUUAAGAAUGGACUUCGGAGGCUCUGGUGUCUAAAUUGUACAUAGGAUGUCACUUAUUUAGUAUUCCUUUUCUUUUCAGGGGUUAGUUUGUUUUUAUCAGGAUAGCUUCAUAGGUUUCCAUAAAGGAUUGACGCUAAACAUCAAAACAAUUUGGUAUGGCCAAAUUGAAUGAUGUACCUAUAUACAUGACUUCUGUGUAAGCUUGUUGAAUCUCAUUUCUAAUCAGUCAUCAUAAUGAAACCAUACACUGGUUUCUCACUUUGGUAACUGUUGUGUUUUGGUGCAUUUCAGUUUGUUGUAUAAAUCAUUGUAUGAUUGAUGAUUUAGCAAUAUUUACAAUGUUUGGAAGGGAAAAUGAUCAGUUUUGUACACAUUUUUGCUUACAGUUUAGUAUGUCCCAAGUUUAUUAACAUCUCUUGCAAACUUUCAUUUCUUACCAUUUACCAUAUAAAUGUAUAUAAAAUAUAAAUGCAUUUGAGCAUACCCAAUUGUAUACAUCUUACUAUACCCAACCCCUCACAUGUUUACCAUUGUUGCAGUCAUAGUUUUGUUUGGCUGUUUUUUGGCAGCAGUAUGCAAAAACUUGAAUGUGGACAAGAUGUACCCGGUACAGGUUAACGAAUGCCUACAUUUAUGUGUAGAGGUCUCUCACAAUGGCUAAAAUAUUUCAAGAUUUAUGCCACCUGAUCUACUGGGAAAAAUAGACAAGUGUUAGCCUUACAUUUCGUGCUUGGACAUGAAAUAUACAUGUGUAGUUUCUGCUGCCACAUAUGUUAGAGUCUGUCAACCACAAAACACACCCUUGGUUUAUAUAAAAUUAUCUGGAUUUGAUUUAAGUUCACUGCCACUAUAUCAAGGUAACUCCAUUAUAUUUUCUUUAGGAACACAGGAAAACGUACUACCGUAUUUAAAGAAAAUAAUCACUUGGUUACAUAGGCAAAGUUAUGAUAAUGACAUGACUGUGAAAUAGGAGUAUUCAAAACACUAUACAAUAUAUACAGGUGACGCAGGGAGGACAGACCCAGUGCAUUAGCGGUUUCCUAGGUUUGGACGUUCCACCACCGGCCGGGCCAUUAUGGAUUCUGGGGGAUGUUUUCAUUGGACAGUUCUACACAGAGUUUGACCAAGCAAACAACAGGCUAGGAUUUGCUACUGCUGUACAGCCUUCCAGUUUAUAAACUGUUCAAUAUUGUUUGAAUAAAGAAGAGAAUAUCAAAGCGA
Molecule: messenger RNA, 6745 nt
Organism: Mya arenaria
Lineage: Eukaryota; Metazoa; Mollusca; Bivalvia; Myida; Myidae
Product: lysosomal aspartic protease-like
Exons: 9
Coding region: 99-1385 (428 amino acids)
Biological process (GO): proteolysis
Molecular function (GO): aspartic-type endopeptidase activity
Source: RefSeq, a predicted model, not a curated record